Fraxinus pennsylvanica is the source of this 648-nucleotide messenger RNA. The record is from the annotation of a GenBank genome assembly. NCBI's taxonomy places the organism in Eukaryota, Viridiplantae, Streptophyta, Magnoliopsida, Lamiales, Oleaceae.
AUGGAUCAUCAAGAUGAUUCAUCACCUUCUUCAUUCCAUGAAGUUCUGGCAGUAAACCCUAAUAUUCCAUCGGCACAUAAGAAAAGAGGUGGGAAGAAGACAUUUAAGGAGACGCGCCACCCCGUGUACAGAGGAGUACGGCGGAGGAACCGCGCCAAAUGGGUGUGUGAAGUUCGUGAACCGAACAAGAAAUCAAGAAUAUGGCUAGGGACGUUCGCCACCCCAGAAAUGGCAGCUAGGGCACACGAUGUGGCCGCGUUGGCCCUGCGCGGUGGUGGCGCUGUCCUGAACUUCAAUGACUCCGCCUGGUGCCUCCCCAGGGCCAAAUCUUCAUCCAAUGAAGAUAUUCAAAUUGCUGCUCUUCAAGCUGCUAAUAAUUAUGCAACACCAUCAAUGGAAUUAUCCCCUUGUUCUUCCUCUAACUCUCUGAAUUCGACGAUUAUUUCGAGCGAAAAUCUUGAAAUAAAACCUCUGAAUUUACUGAAUGUCGAAAACGAGUUCUUGGACGAGGAGGCAAUGUUUAACAUGCCAAGUUUGUUAGACAGCAUGGCAGAGGGGAUGCUUUUAACUCCACCAGCUAUGAAGAAUGGAUUUAGCUGGAGCAAUGAGGAUGAAAAUUAUAGCGAGUUCACUUUGUGGUGUGAUUAA